Messenger RNA from Manis javanica (Malayan pangolin), 10755 nucleotides. RefSeq names its product DOP1 leucine zipper like protein B (gene DOP1B). NCBI's taxonomy places the organism in Eukaryota, Metazoa, Chordata, Mammalia, Pholidota, Manidae. The record is from RefSeq and is a predicted model, not a curated record. Gene Ontology annotation, biological process: Golgi to endosome transport. Gene Ontology annotation, cellular component: endosome; trans-Golgi network.
CCGAGGCCAGCCUCACCCGCCCGCCCCUUCGCCUGCACCGCGGCCGCUCGGGCUCUGGCGGGCUGCUCCUUCGCGGUUCGGCUCCCCGCCGCCCGCAGCAGCCGCUCAAUCUACCUGCCGCAGCGCUGCCGGGCACUCUACGCUGCACGUGAGCGCGCCCGCCGAAAAGGGCCGCCGCCGCCGAUACUUUCUCUGCUGUGAGAAUGUAAAAUGGAUCCAGAAGAGCAGGAGCUAUUAAAUGAUUACAGAUACAGAAAUUACUCUUCAGUGAUUGAAAAGGCCUUAAGAAACUUUGAGUCCUCGAGUGAAUGGGCAGAUCUCAUAUCUUCCCUGGGCAAGCUCAACAAGGCUCUUCAGAGUAACCUGAAGUAUUCCUUGCUGCCGAGACGGCUCAUUAUCAGCAAGAGAUUAGCUCAGUGCCUGCAUCCUGCUCUGCCCACCGGUGUGCACCUAAAGGCCCUAGAAACCUACGAGAUUAUCUUCAAAAUUGUGGGGACCAAAUGGCUAGCCAAAGAUCUGUUCCUAUACAGCUGUGGGCUGUUUCCUCUUCUGGCAAACGCAGCCAUGUCGGUGAGGCCUGUGCUGCUUGGCCUGUAUGAGAAAUACUUCCUUCCACUGCAGAAGCUGCUCCUGCCCAGUCUCCAGGCCUUCAUCAUGGGCCUGCUACCCGGCCUGGAGGAGGGCUCGGAGAUCUAUGACAGAACUGAUGCCCUACUCCUGAGGCUGUCCCUGGUGGUCGGCAAAGAGGUGUUUUAUGCUGCCCUCUGGGGGAGUGUCCUGGUGAGCCCGUCCAUCCGCCUACCCGCCUCACUCUUCGUGGUGGGCCACAUCAGCAGGGACUCGCCCGGCAGGGAGCAGAAGUACAUGCUGGGCACUGAUUACCAGCUCACGGUCAAGUCUUUAUGCACAUCACUGUUGGAUUCAAAUGUUCUGGUGCAAAGAAAUAAUCUGGAGAUUGUUCUGUUCUUCUUCCCAUUUUAUACCUGUCUGGAUUCCAAUGAGAGAGCCAUUCCCCUGCUCAGGUCUGACAUCGUGCACAUUCUCUCAGCUGCCACCCAGACCCUACUGAGAAGAGAUAUGUCUCUAAACAGAAGACUUUAUGCGUGGUUACUAGGUUCAGAUAUUAAAGGAAAUGCCAUUGUGCUGGAAUCUGAAAUCUCAAGUUCUUAUGAAGACCAGUGCUUGUAUUUUUUUGAAAAAUAUUCCAAGGAUCUUUUAGUUGAGAGUCUGACUGAGAUAUUGCACCAGAAGUUUGCAGAUGCCGACGUAGAGGAGCACCACCACGCAUACCUGAAGCCUUUCCGCAUCCUCGUGAGUCUGCUCGACAAGCCAGAAAUAGGGCCUCAAGUGGUUGGGAAUUUGUUUCUGGAAGUCAUCCGGGCAUUUUAUUCUUACUGCAGACAUGCUCUGGGCUCUGAUCUUAAACUUAGCUACACUCAGAGUGGAAAUUCGCUGAUAAGUACAAUCAAAGAAAACAGAAACGCCUCUGAGAUCGUUAAAACGGUGAACUUGCUGAUCACUUCCCUAAGCACAGACUUCCUCUGGGAUUACAUGACGAGGUGUUUUGAGGAUUGCUUUAGGCCAGCCGAGCAGAGUUACACUGUCAGGAAGAGCAUCGGCCCUCCCCCAACGGUCUCGGAGCUCUGCACCCUCCUUGUUUUCCUUCUGGAUGUCAUUCCCCUGGAACUUUACUCUGAGGUGCAAACCCAGUACCUCCCGCAGGCGCUUGCCUGCCUGGUGCAGCCGCUGGCUGAGGAAAUGGAGGCUUUAAGCUUACCUGAACUCACGCAUGCCUUGAAGACAUGUUUCAAAGUGCUCAGCAAGGUGCAGAUGCCGCCUUCCUACCUGGACAUGGAGCCCGCAAGUGGAAGCUGGAGUCCAGUGAAAGGUGAAAACAGUGAAAUCGUUUUAGACACAAAGGCAGUGAUUCCAGGUGCUGAAGACACUUUAUUUCCUCCGCUCCAAUCGGAAGACAGUGGGAUCGGGCUCAGUGCCUCGUCACCGGAGCUCUCCGAGCACUUGCGGGUCCCCAGAGUCUCUCCUGAAAAAGACGACGUUUGGAAGAAGGGCGGGAGUAUGCAGAGGACAUUUCUUCACAUCCAAGAGCUAGUUGCCAACUUUGCCCACAAGAACAUUUUCAGAGUACCACUGAUGGCGUCCAGAGAAGAAAACAAGACGGAAGAGCCUGCAGGCCAGGGGCACGGGGGCAGGACGCAGGACAUGGAGGAUGGCGACUCUGGCGGGAAGAACUUGUGGGAAGCCAAGCCCAUCAGUGUGCCCCAGUUUAAGCAGAUGCUCUCAGACUUGUUCACCAUUCGAGGGUCUCCAUUUAAGACAAAAAGUUCAGAGUCGCCUUUGCCCAGUAGCCCUGGCCGAAAGAAAGAGGGAGACUGGGCUGUGGAGCAGGUGGCUGUCAACCUGGGGAGCUCAAGGGAAGGCUGCAGGGAGGCCUUUGCAGCCGCCUGCCACCUGCUGCUGGACUGUGCCACCUUCCCCGUCUACCUGUCUGAGGAAGAGACAGAGCGGCUCUGCGAAAUGCUCUUCCAGCUUCCUGGAGCCAGCAAUUCCAGUUUUCCAUCCUGGCUGAAAUCCCUUAUGACCAUUGGCUGCUGUGUGACUGACUGCUACCUCCAGAAUGUGGCCAUCUCCACCCUGCUGGAAGUCAUAAACCACUCCCAGUCUCUAGCGCUUGUCAUUGAAGACAAGACAAAGCGCUAUAAAAGCUCAGGACACAACCCAUUUUUCGGCAAGCUGCAGAUGGUGACAGUCCCUCCCAUUGCUCCAGGAAUACUGAAGGUCAUGGCAGAGAAAACAGACUUCUACCAGAGAGUGGCUUGUGUGCUUUGGAAUCAGCUGAACAAGGAGACCCGGGAGCAUCACAUCACCUGUGUAGAACUGUUCUACCGGCUGCACUGCCUGGCCCCGACAGCCAACAUCUGCGAGGACAUCAUCUGCCAUGCUCUCCUGGACCCUGACAAGGGAACAAGAUUGGAAGCUCUGUUUCGGUUUUCCGUCAUCUGGCACCUGACAAGAGAGAUCCAAGGCAGCCGAGUGACAUCUCACAACCGCUCCUUUGAUAGGCCCUUGUUCGUCGUGCUGGACAGCCUGGCCUGCACGGACGGUGCCAUCAGCGCAGCAGCCCAGGGCUGGCUGGUGCGGGCGCUGUCCCUCGGCGAUGUAGCACGCAUCCUGGAACCCGUGCUCCUGCUGCUGCUCCAGCCCAGAACCCAGAGGACCUCCAUUCACUGCCUGAAGCAGGAGAACUCAGCAGAAGACUUGCAUCGUUGGUUUCACAGGAAGAAAACCUCUUUCCAAGAGGCGUGUGGAGAGCCUGAGCCUCCGGAGGGCAGCUCUGAAGAAAGCAUGCCUCUGAGCCAGUUUGCCACUGUGGACCGAGAGGCCAUUUGGGCCGAGGUGGAGAAGGAACCAGAGAAGUGCCCGCUGAGAAGCGAGCUGAGCGAGGACGACCUUCCCUACUACGUGGACCUCCCCAACAGGAUGGCCAGCGGUGCCCUGGACAGCAGCGAGCACACCGACUCUGCAGACACGAGCUCUGCCCACACAGACAGUGAGACCACGUCCCCCUUUUCCUCACCCUCCCAUGACCCGCAGGAGCUGAGCAAUGAAGAGAACUGCUGUGCACCCCUCCGCACAGGUGGCAGGCCGCACCCCAAGCACACAGCCUGCCAGGCAGAAAGCUUCCAGUCCAGUGCCCAGUUAAGCCUGGCGCGUGUGGACUCAGACAAAACCCAGGCAUCGGAGUCGCUCUCCAGUGACGAGGAGGCCGACCUGGAGCUCCAGGCCCUCACCACAUCCAGGCUGCUGAGGCAGCAGCGGGAGAGGCAGGAGACAAUCGAGGCCUUGUUUAAGCACAUUCUGCUCUACCUGCAGCCCUAUGACUCCCGGCGAGUUCUUUAUGCCUUCUCGGUGCUAGAGGCCGUGCUCAAGACCAACCCCAAGGAAUUUAUCGAGGCCGUGGCCAGGACCAGCAUGGACACCAGCUCCACUGCGCACCUCAACCUCAUCUCCAACCUCCUUGCUCGCCACCAGGAGGCCCUCGUUGGCCAGAGUUUCUACGGAAAACUCCAGACUCAGUCCCCCAACGUCUGCCCUCACCCCCUGCUCAUCGAGCUCCUCACAUACCUGUGCCUGAGCUUCCUACGCAGCUAUUACCCAUGUUACUUAAAGGUCUCCCACCGAGACAUCCUUGGCAACCGGGAUGUGCAGGUCAAAAGCGUGGAGGUUUUGAUCCGAAUAAUGAUGCAGCUAGUAUUGGUGGCCAAGGCUGCCGAGGGGAAGAACGUGGAGUUCAUCCACAGCUUGCUAGAGAAGUGCAAAGUCCAGGAGCUGGUGCUGCUUUCCCUGGUGGCAUCCAUGCAUACGAGCCAGAAGCGCUACGGGCUGGCCACUGCUGAGCGAGGCCGGGCCCUGCAGGAGGACAGCCUCUUUGAGGAGAGUCUCAUCAACUUGGGCCAGGAUCAGAUCUGGAGUGAGCACCCUCUGCAGAUUGAACUGCUGAAGCUCCUGCAGGUGCUUAUUGUCUUAGAACAUCACUUGGGCCAGGUCCACGAGGAGGCUGAACACCAGCCAGACCUGUCUCGGGAGUGGCAGAGGUCCCUUAACUUCCAGCAGGCCAUCAGUGCUAUGCAGUAUGUGCAGCCCCACCCCCUCACCUCCCAGGGGCUGCUGGUGUCCGCUGUGGUGAGAGGCCUGAAGCCAGCCUACGGCUAUGGCAUGCACCCAGCCUGGGUGAGCUUGGUCACCCAUUCCUUGCCAUACUUUGGAAAGUCCCUGGGAUGGACGGUGACACCCUUCAUUGUCCAGAUUUGCAAAAAUUUGGAUGAGUUGGUCAAACAGUAUGAAAGCGAAUCUGUGAAGCUCUCUAUCAGCAUAACCUCCAAGAGGGAAAACAUUUCUCCGGAUUAUCCACUCACUCUUUUGGAAGGUCUAACAACUAUUAGUCAUUUUUGUCUUUUGGAACAAUCCAACCAAAAUAAAAAGACCACUGUUGUGAGUGAUCCUACCAAUCUGAAAAAUGCCAGGAAUGCCAUUCUGGAAGAGUUGCCUCGAAUUGUUAACACCAUGGCCCUUCUCUGGAAUGUUCUCAGAAAGGAGGAGACUCAAAAGAGACCGGUUGAUCUCCUUGGAGCCACAAAGGGAUCCUCUUCCGUUUACUUUAAAACCACCAAAACCUUACGACAAAAAAUUCUAGACUUCUUGAACCCCUUGACAGCCCACCAUGGUACUCAGCUAACAGCCGCUGUUGCCGCCGUGUGGAACAGGAAGGUUAAACGUCAUGGCAAGGUGAAGAUUGUUCCAAUAGCAAGUGCAUCCCAGCUAACCCUUGUCGACCUGAUGUGUGCACUCAGCUCCCUGCAGACAGACACAAUACUGCACCUGGUGAAGGAGGUGGUGAAGAGGCCGCCGCAGAUCCGAGGGGAUGAGAAAGCGCCCCUCGUGGACAUCCCUGUGUUGCAGUUUUGCUAUGCUUUCAUCCAGAGGCUCCCAGUAACAGCCUUGCAAGAGAACUUCCCUUCGUUGCUGGGUGUGCUAAAGGAGUCUGUGCCGCUCAAUCUGGCUCCCCCUGGGUAUUUUCUGCUCCUCAGCAUGCUGAAUGACUUUGUGACACGAACCCCCAACCUGGAAAGCAAGAAGGACCAAAAAGACCUGCAGGUCUGUGUGGGAAUAAGUUUAGUGGGUUGUCACUGUUCCAGGAGCACUGUCCAUCUUCAGCGGGGACCGUUGGAGAUAGAAGUUACUCAAAAAAUCCUAGAAGCUGUAGGGAACAUAGCUGGCUCUUCCUUGGAACAAACCAGCUGGCUCAGCAGAAACCUGGAGGUGAAGGCCCAGCCUCAGAUCUCUCUAGAAGAAUCUGAUGCUGAGGAAGAUUUGUGCGCAGAUGCUGCUGCCGCCAGUUCAGCAAUGGUGUCCGCAUCAGCCCCUUCGAUGUACAGUGUGCAAGCCCUCUCUCUCCUGGCAGAGGUUCUGGCAUCCCUCCUGGACAUGGUUUACCGGAGUGAUGAGAAGGAGAGGGCAGUGCCGCUCAUCUCCCGUUUGCUCUACUACGUGUUCCCCUACUUGCGCAACCACAGUGCCUACAAUGCCCCCAGCUUCCGAGCUGGCACUCAGCUGCUGAGCUCUCUGAGCGGUUACGCCUACACGAAGCGAGCCUGGAAGAAAGAAGUCCUGGAGCUAUUCUUGGACCCUGCUUUCUUCCAGAUGGACACGUGUUGUACACAUUGGAAGUCCAUUAUUGACCAUCUUCUGACUCAUGAGAAAACAAUGUUUAAAGAUUUAAUGAACAUGCAGAGCAGUUCUUUAAAACUGUUCUCAAGUUUUGAGCAGAAAGCCAUGCUGCUAAAGCGCCAGGCUUUUGCUGUGUUCAGUGGAGAACUCGAUCAGUACCACCUUUACCUUCCUCUGAUACAAGAACGCCUGACAGACAAUCUCAGAGUUGGACAGACAUCCAUAGUUGCUGCUCAGAUGUUUCUUUUUUUCAGAGUUUUGCUGCUAAGAAUAUCUCCCCAACAUUUGACUUCAUUGUGGCCAAUCAUGGUCUCUGAAUUAGUUCAGACAUUCAUACAGCUUGAAGAAGAUCUGAAAGAGGAUGAAUCAUUGAGAAACAACAACAAAAUCAAGAGAAUGAAAGUUUCAGUUGCAGAUGGAGAUGGGCCCUUGAUGGGGGAGAUACCCCAGAGUGAACUCAUCUUAUAUUUAUCAGCUUGCAAAUUCUUGGACACAGCACUUUCCUUUCCCCCUGACAAGAUGCCAUUGUUUCAAAUUUAUAGGUGGGCAUUUGUUCCAGAAGUGGACACAGAGGGCCCCUCCGCCUUGUCAGAGCUAGAGGAGAAUCACCAAGAAUGCAAACCCCACACUGUUAGGAUUCUAGAACUUCUAAAAUUAAAAUAUGGGGAAGCUAGCAGCUCUGACGAGAUAACCAUGAAGAGUGAAUUCCCUCUCCUGCGCCAACAUUCUGUUUCCAGCAUUAAGCAAUUGAUACCAUUCUUCAAGACUCUAAAUUGUGCCUUUAAAACCCAAAGUAAGCUGCCUGCUGACGCCCAAAGGCCCCCACCCUUGGGGUUCCCAGUCACAGGUAGCCCAAGGGUCUUGAAACAGCUAGAAGAAUGUGCUGAAUAUGAUUUUCUGGAACAUCUGGGAUGUUAGCCUAAUACAGAAUCUGUUUAAUCAAUUUACUGAUAGUUCCAUUGAAAACCAGGAUAUAUUCUAACCAAGAAAGGAGCCAGGAUAGCACCUUUUAAACAAGUCUUUUUUAAUUUUGAAAGUAGAUUUCAGAUAAUUUUCUGUUGGGCAACAAAACAGAUCUCCCUAAAUGUCUUGUUAUAUAUUUGGAUCUGAUUAUAUGUUUCUUCCUCAAUUUAUGUAAAGAAAAUAAAAUUAAUAAUAUCAUCUAACGGUAGCACAAGGUCUGUAAUAUGAAGUAAGGUCUCAAGAGAGUUAAGAGUUGUUUUCUUUGUUAAUGUAGACAUGUGGGUCUCAGUAUAGUCUCUAGAAAUUUAAACUUGUUGAAUAUUAUCUUUAACCUUUCACACAUGUUCUUUAAAAUGUUUGAUGCUGCAUUUUAAAACUAAAAUAUAUUAUUUUCUGAAACUGCCCAUUACCAUUGGCUGUGCAGCAGAGGUGAGCACUGGCAGAUAUCUCGGGCAUUUAACUCCUGUCCUUUAAAAUCACAUUUGCACUGUUUAAUCAUGUAAGAAAUACAUAGUUUUCAAAAUUGUGACAACUGUAACCUUAGUUAUGAGCCACAGUGCACCUUGCCAGCAGCACCUUCCAUUUAGCAUAAAUCAAUCAGUGUGGUAAUAGGGUAUUUAAUGCCUGAAACUACCGUCACGGAAACUCCCUGGUCACUUCCCAUUCCCGCUGCCCUUUCUGGGGUCUCUCUGCCACUCUGAAGACAUCGCUGUGCAUUAAAAUGAUCCCUUCCUAGGCACAGACUUCUCUAGCCUGGUGGCAUGUCAUCCUAUUCUUUCUGAGCCCCUUUGUCUUACGCAGCUGCCCUCCUUAGAAUCCUGGCUUGGCACCCCUCCUCUGCUGGGCACCUUAGCUCCCUGCCAAUGAGUGCAGUUUGCCUCCCAGACGUGCCUACCUCAUGUCCCCUUUUCAGCCAACAGAGCAUUACAUGAAAUCACUUUCCAAGCCAGAUGAUGAAACUAUCCUAAUGAGGACUCUCAUAUCCAUCCUUUCUGUAGACAAAGGUGUUUUGGAAUUUGACUUUAUCUGUUAUGCUUCUCCUGACAUCCACCUGCUUACCAGUUUGUGUGCAGUGCAGAAGUGAUAUGUGUCAUUAGCCCUAAUGUAGGAUUUGGGGAGCAAAGAACCAUUUGGUUCCCUAAGUGAUGGCUAAAAAUGAGAAUCAAAAACAACCACUACAUACAGGUAUUCAUACAAAUAUGUUACAAAUUAUAUGGAUAUUAUGUUUAUUUUAUGUGUAGAGGUUAUCUUUAAACUAAAAACAUUUGUAAGUUUGGUCAGUAAAUUUUAAACACUGAAGUGUAGAAUCAUAAAUUCUGUGUAACUUACAUUAUGAAUUACCUAUAAUAUAAUUCAAGUUAUGAGUCAAUAACCAUAUGCUGAUUGAUAGUUAAGAUCCAGGUUGUUGCGUAUGUUCAUCUAUCAGAAUUUACAACAAAACUAAUACUUAUUUAUAUCAUCAGUAUCUGUUGUACUAUGAAUGGUAGUUCUUCUGUCCUUAGAUUACAAAUUUUGUUUUUUUUUUUUUUUCUUCUCCCCAGUAUCUAAAACAACUUAAUGGUCUCUGAUAAUAUCAUAUGUAAAUUGAUGCUUUUUUUAAAUUUAUUAAAUAAAAAUAUCAAAAGACAGUUCAACAAUACAUCCCUAACACAGAACACUAGCAAAGUCUUAUAAAUGUGAUAUACAUAUAAAUCUUCUCUUUUGUCAGUAGCUGAGAGUAUAGGCACUCAAUUCAACUUCCUUGGGUUUGAUGCUCAGCUUCCCCACAUACUAGCCUGGGCAAAUACUUUGUGCCUCAGUUUUGCCAUCUACAAAAUGGGAAUAUUGAUGGUAAAUACAACUCAGGGUUGUAGCAACCAUCUCUGUGCCACCACUGUGCUCUGUAUAAACAAUUCGGAUCACACAUCCAUCCGUAAAGGAGCAUGUGCCCACACCAAUAUCUGUAAGCCUAUGUGUUACAUUAAUUUCCGUGAGUACCAACAGAUAGCACAUAUUUUAUAAAAGAGAAAAAAGAAAUUGUUUUAGACUCAAUAUGAGGAAAAGCAAUUAGCACUUCUGAUGUAUCUUACUCCCCAGCAGGGGCCCUUCUGCACCUCACUUUGGGGACAAUGGCUCUGACGCAGUCCUCCCUGAGGAAGUGAGUGCCGUGUGUCCCGCCCGAGGACCACAGGCCGCUGCGCUGAGGGCAAGCCGUGUGUUGGGAGAAGGGGGCUUGUCAAGGGAGGCCACCACAAUGCGAACAGAGCAGUGUCCUAGCACGUGCUGCUGCAGGGCUGUUGGGAGUGGGCGGUGGGUGUGGGCACGGCCUGAUCCCCACUGCUGACGUGCCUCACAGGGGCAGGCGUGGGCUGCUCAGUGCAUGGUGGGCAUGAUGCUCUUUCUCACCACAUCCCCCAGAGGCUGGAGCUGUUAGCCCUGACUGCAAAGCCAGUAGAACCAGGAAUCGAAACCUAGACCUGUCUGCCUCUAGAACUCCACGCCCUCAACCCCAGUGCUGUGAAAGUGGAACAGGAAACCCCAAAUGUUUUCUGCUGGUUGGAAGUGUGUGAACCACAGUUUCUGAAGCUACUCCGCUCACUUAGGACUUCCUACAAAACCCAUUCCUUCCAGGACCACAGCACAGAGGUGGUUCCUAGCUCACAAAAUGUAGUGAGGUAUGUCUUAGAACAAAUCUUAUUUUUCAGUAUUUGUAUAUUAUGCCCAGUUUAAAUUAGGAGUAGAAGUAGCUAGACUCUUGAGUCUGUACUUAAAGCAUUGACCAAACUACCUGGGGGCACAGGACAGACUUCUGUGCCUCUGGAAUGAAAUGCUCUGAUGUGAUACCGGGUAUCACUUGCAAUACAGUCAGACACAGACCGAUGAACAUGCAAAACCAAUAUUUGAAAGAAAAUAAUAUGAUUAGGAAUGGGACAUGGGCCAGCUGAGUCCAUCCAUCCUGCACUAAGAGUCAACUUGUGAGAAUCAUGCUGGUAUCUUACGUGCAUGAUCAUACUUAUAUUUUCUUAAGUUGCAUAUUAUUCCAUACUAUGGAUUCAGUCAGACUUUGUGCUGUCUCUGAAAUUCAGAGUGAAGGAAACUCCUUCAAACAUUUUUUAGGAUGGCGAUGGGGAUCCUGAGAUUAGAAAUCUGUCCAUUGCAGUUAGAAUCCAGCAAAGCAGCUAUGCUUUGCAGGGGUCCUGGCACUUGUGUGUGCACAAGAAUCCUCUGGAGAGCUCACUAACCCCCCCAGAGAGUCUGAAUCAGUGGUUGGGAUGACAUUCAGGAAUCUGAACCUGUAACAAAUUAUCCUCAAUGCCAGUGCUUCCUGGGCUGCUGGGAGAAAUAGUUUUCAGGGCAGUGCAGUAACAAGGAUGAUGGCUCUUAAGGGAACAAGGAGAAAGCCAGGAAGGCUGAGCUUAUUUGGUUACUUAUCCUAUACGGAUAGUUCUUUCCGGGUGGUUCUCCAUAUAAAUUGAGUCUACCUUAAACCAAGGGGUAAGGAAUUGGAUUUUAAAAUACCAUGGGUCUAGGAAAAGAGUGUGACAGUUAACACACUCAAAGAGGUAA